CAAUAGCGAAGAAUGUUUCUUACAUGAGAAACCAUAAUUUUGGUAAAAUCAGUUUCUAAGCCGACAUUUGAGGAUAACCUUAAUCUCCCCAAACUUCGCUCUUUAUAUAACUCACGAUUCCCUUCUCUGUCUCUCAAUCUCCCAGUCACCAAAAUCCUGGAACACUGACCUUUUUCAUAUUAUCACAAUGGCUGAUGAUGCUAAAGACAAAGUUGACCGAGACCGAAUUUUCAAGCGCUUCGACGCCAAUGGCGACGGUAGGAUCUCUGCGUCGGAGCUCGGUGAAUCCUUGAAGACGCUUGGCUCCGUUACCCCUGACGAAGUGCAGCGGAUGAUGGCAGAGAUCGACACCGACGGCGACGGGUACAUUUCAUACGAAGAGUUCACAGAUUUCGCCUGUGCCAACCGUGGUUUAAUCAGAGAUGUUGCAAAGAUAUUCUAAAGUGUUUGUAUACCGUUUAUUGUUCUUUGUUGUUGUUUUCUUUGUUCUGUUUUUUGUUUUACAUUUAAAUGUAGCUUGUCGUGUUUGAUUUGAUGUCUGCAUGAAAAAACAAAUCAAAUGGGCUCCAUUUUCUUAACAUUUUUCAUUAUGGAAAACGUUGAUUUGGUUGUUAAGCUGCAACUUCCAUGAUUGUGUCUCAACCAACCACUUCCAAACAGAACAUCUGUACAAAAAUGAUCAUAUUUACAAAAUCAUCAAUGAUUUGAUUCAACUAAAAUGAGGGAAAAUAAUCUGACUUUUCAACGGCAGAAAAG
This is a messenger RNA of Cucurbita moschata (crookneck pumpkin), 756 nucleotides long. Its product is annotated as polcalcin Ole e 3-like. The transcript has a single exon. The coding region runs from base 188 to 442 and encodes 84 amino acids. NCBI's taxonomy places the organism in Eukaryota, Viridiplantae, Streptophyta, Magnoliopsida, Cucurbitales, Cucurbitaceae. Gene Ontology annotation, molecular function: calcium ion binding. The record is from RefSeq and is a predicted model, not a curated record.